AUGCUUGUUUUCUUUCAAGUCCACGCACGGACCCAAUUACUCUCCACGCGGCAUUUGAGCCAGUGGGGUCUGUCCGUCAGCACCGAACAGCUGGUCAGGCCAUCUUCGGAUUUCGUCAUGGGCGUAUACAGCGCAUGUCUCGAACAAGUAACGGGACUAUCAUCGGACGCUCUCCAGGAGUCCAUCCAAAGUGCGCUUGCAUCCAUGGAAGACUCUAAUACAGACCUAUAUUCUGCGAGUGUGGCGCACAAUUUCAUGUUAUACCAUCUAACUCGCUUCGCCAACGCCGCACGUAUCAUGGACUUCAGUUCAAAGGACCUCUAUAAUCCUGAACCGGAACGAACCCGAUUUAUACUCUCUGCCUUCAUCAAUUUUGUCAAGUUUGCAGAGCAAUGUACACCGUUUACAAGCGGCCUCCGUGAAAAAUCUAUUACGGUUAUGGAGGAAAGGGAACAAGUUGCACAGGAAUUGGCAGCCGUCCAACACAAACUCAGCGCCCUUAAAGCCCAGAGAGCUAAAGAUGAGCCUAAGUGCGAAGAGUUGCGAAUGGAGAACGCUGCAAUAACUGCACAUCUCAUGGUCACCAAGGAGACGACCCAAAAAGUGGUCAAGGAAAUCGAGGCUCUCAAAGUAGAGAAGGCCUCCGUUCUGUCGAAGAAGGAUAAUGUCAACAACGAAACGACCCUACUUCUUGACAGGAUCUCACGAACACGGUCUCGCAUCGUACAGUCCCCUGAACGGAUUAAGCGCAAUAUCACUACCAUGGGUGCUGUCACAAUCGAAGACAAGAAGGUAAUUUCUCAAAAUGAAGCCAAAGCAAGGGCCCUCCAAACAAAGAUAUCUGCACUGUCGAACCUUGAAAUAGAUUUGAGGGCUUGUGUUGAACAACUCCAAACCACAGAAAAGGAGGUGCAACUCCUUGAGGCUUCCCAAAAGGAACUGGCAGAUGUCAAAGACAGUAUGGACUACAAGAAGGUCGAGCGUAGCGAGUUGCAGAUGAAAAAGGAAAGAGUACACAGGCAACUGGCAAACGCCCAGGAAAAAUUGGAGCGCGCCCAAAGACACGCAGAAGAAAAGAGACAUGCCAGUCAACAGACCAUUGAACGACUGCAGCGCGAGUACGAACAAAUGGAUGUUGAAAGACGAGAAAAUGAUAAGCAGGUCGAGGAACUUCGCAAGGAAGCUGAUGAGAUCGAAACCAAGAUGGUAGAGCACCUGAAGAAGAGUGAAGCCGAGCUCAACGAACUCCUAGCAGAAUACUGGAAACUUCGACAUGAAACUGAGGUGUACAUGGAGACACUUGCAAACAAACUCAACAUGAACGUGACCUCGGACUGA
Molecule: messenger RNA, 1338 nt
Organism: Pisolithus orientalis
Lineage: Eukaryota; Fungi; Basidiomycota; Agaricomycetes; Boletales; Pisolithaceae
Product: Nuf2 family-domain-containing protein
Exons: 9
Coding region: 1-1338 (445 amino acids)
Biological process (GO): mitotic spindle organization; kinetochore organization; attachment of mitotic spindle microtubules to kinetochore
Cellular component (GO): kinetochore; Ndc80 complex
Molecular function (GO): protein-containing complex binding
Source: RefSeq, a predicted model, not a curated record